Xyrichtys novacula (pearly razorfish) is the source of this 6107-nucleotide messenger RNA. NCBI's taxonomy places the organism in Eukaryota, Metazoa, Chordata, Actinopteri, Labriformes, Labridae. The record is from the annotation of a GenBank genome assembly.
CUCCCGUCAGCAUUCACUGUGCCUGGAAACUCACACUUACAUACACAUAUACACAUCAACACAUGCACACACACAAAGACACACACACACACACACUCAGGGCCAGUGCCAGCAGCUCCAUCAAGUAGUGUUCAUGUGUAUCAGAUUAGUGAGAACAGCUUUGUGCUGGACAGCCCGGCACAAACACACACACUAAUGGAUUGUGGACCUGCGCUCGCUCUGUCACUCUUUUUGAGGGUGCUUAUGAUUUCUGCCGCAGGUAGGUACGCUCACUCAUGACACAGAUAUUAUCAUACAGUGACUUGUUUAUGCCCGGGGAUUUGCAUGGUAGGCUGUAAAUGUCUGAGGUUAGUUUUGUAGGUUUAUAUUUAAUUCAGUACCUUGUUAAUUGCUCUGACAGAUAAAUAAAGAAACAAUCCCUUUUAGGUAUUGAUAAAUCGCCUUUUCAACAUUUUUCUCUCAGCUCACCAAGUGUUAUUACUCUUACUUAGCCAUACCAAAACCUAUACCUCACUGUGAGUUUACUUUUACCCUUCAUUAGAAGGUCUUGACUGGAGCUGCUUUAUUAAGCAGAGGAGGAUAGCAGAGAGUCACAAUAAAGAUUAUUGUAUAGUAUUGUAUAUGAUUAGGGGGCAUGUGUGGUGUAAACACAAAAAAUGAAACAUGAAAAAAGGACAGGAAGACACAAUAAAGAGACACAAAACACCAACAAACGAUGCAAUCUCUAGACGUCUAAUUAUGUAGGGUGAUGGUAGGGGCUUUUCCAUGUCUCCGUAAAGGGUUAAAUUGAUUAGAAAUAUAUCCACAAGAAUUAUAAAGAUGAUGUACUUGGCUGUGUCUGUGUAUACCAAAAGAGGUGAUGGAUUCUGACCCUUUAAAUCAGAUAUUUCAGUUUUGAAUCAACGGGAUCCUACAGUGAGGAUGGUGCAGCUCGAUGACCUUUUUAACAACCUACAUGAAACCCAGAGGAAACCAUUGAAACAUCUCUAGGGUUAUUUUUUUCAAAUGUAGAAAAGUUCCCUCUGACACCACAACAGACAUUGGAGAAGUGUUUUCAUAGAUUGGUUGUAAUGAAAGGCAAAUUUGUGAAUAAGCUGAAGAGCCAUGUCCUGAUCCCUGUAGCAUCAGCGGUCAACCUCGAAGGGGAACUUUUCAAAGACCUGAUGAAAGGCUACAACAAGAAUGUGCGUCCCAUGGAAAAGAGCGGCAACAUCACUCAUGUGGAGAUCAAGAUGACGCUCACCAACCUCAUCUCUCUGGUGAGAGUCAGCCUAUUAUUUCUGACACCUGACUGCCUCAGAGACGACAUUUACUAACAAACCGUCUCUCCCCAGAAUGAAAAAGAGGAGGCUCUGACAACAAGUGUCUGGAUAGAGAUGGUAACCUCACACACAUCUCAUCUGCUGCAUUGAUUUUACGUUGAAUUGUUAAAUAUUUGCAUGAAAUUAUGCAAAGCUGAUCCCACAAUGUGAGUUUCUCUGUGCAGCAAUGGUGUGACUACAGGCUAAGAUGGGAUCAGCCCCCCAGGUCAGCUUUGUACAGGAACAUCACCUCUCCAUUGCGGGUCCCCUCCAAGAGCAUCUGGCUGCCGGACAUCAUCCUGGAGAACAAGUGAGAGGAACAAACUUAUUUAUGUUUGGGUUAUUCUGUAUCAUGGCUCAGUCAGAAAUCUGUUCACUCAGUCACAAAGCAUUGACCUCAAACAUAGUAGAGCGAGAAACGUCUACAUAUGGCUGAAACCGACAAAAAAAGUAUAUAUGUCUUUUUUAUCUUUUGUUUAACCUUAUACUUGAUUUUAUGAAAUGUGAUUUUGAGCAUUAAUCUAUCACUUUAAAAUUCAUAAUGAUAGCUGGAAUGGCUGCAGUGAUGUAAUUAAAUCUCCCGUAAAGUGUUUUAGCUUGUAAUAAAACUGCACAUGUGACAGAAAGAGGAUUUAGAUGACUAUUCCUAUACAGAUCAUUUGAAUACUUGCAAACACUGACAGGGGUCAGUGGCAGACAAGUCAAUUAUCAGCAAGUAGCUUUAACUGUAUAUAUUCACAUUUUCCACAGUAAGGAUUAUAUUCAAAUAAAGCAGGGCAGGUUUUUAACAUUUGUAAAGGACAAAAUCUGCAUGAGAGGUUCCACUUUUUCCACAUAGUGCACCAAAACUGAUCCAACCUUAAAGCUGCUCACUGGCACUUUAAAUAAUAUGUUCUUAACAAAUUGAGUUUGCAGGUGCAUGCUGAAAAGACCCUGUUUUUGAGAAGUAAAACUAAUCAACUGCUCUGGAUAGUGUCUUUAUUUUUGUCUAUGAUAAUCAGCUUAAAACAGUUUCUUUAAAACUCCAGAUCAUCAGCAACAAUUUUGAUCCCUUUUUUUCCCCAGUAGUUCUUAAUGUGUGUAACUGCUGCUGCAUGGUAGGUUUCAGACACAACUAUUUACAGCAUGCCAGUGAAGAAACAAACUUGUUCUUUCCAUAUAUCAAAACAAAGAUUCACACAGAGUGAUAAAUUUAAUAGCUAAAAGACAGCAGGAUUAGAGUAAGUUUGAAUCGACGCAAAAUGAGAAGUACAUCACUGGAGCUUUUGAGACUAAAAUUAAUAAGAAUUUGUUUGUGUAUAAAUAUAUAUUGGUGUUUUAGUCUAUCCCUGUUCUGACCUGUUUACAGUGUGGACGGACAGUUCGAAGUAGCGUAUUACUGCAAUGCUCUGGUGUCUCCUGAUGGCUGCGUGUACUGGCUGCCUCCCGCCAUCUACCGCAGCGCUUGUCCCAUCACUGUCAACUACUUCCCCUUCGACUGGCAGAACUGCACCAUGAUCUUCCGGUGAGUAGGAAUUUGUUGGGUUUUGAUUUUAAUAUUAAAGGGUUUUUUGUUGAACACAUGCCCUUCAUACUGCUGUCAUCUCAUGCAGUCCUGUUCAGAACGGAUGUUUUACUCAUCAACCAAAUAUGGUUUUGGUGUAAACAGUUACAUUUGUGAAUAACAGACAGGAAUAUAGCAUUGAAUGUGUUGCAGUGUCGUAUAUAUGUUACAAUUUCUAACACUUAGAAAGUGUAGGUGUACUGAUGUACUGAAAAUAUACCAGGUAUCUUUUUACAUUUUAAAUCUUCAGAUACUAUAAAAGUUAUUUGAAAAACUUACACAGGGUCUCACUUGAAGGACUCAUUAGAGAUAUAAUUUUUGAAGACAAAACAAAAACACUGACACGCUGAGUUAGAGGGAUUUUCCUCCCAUUUGAAACAACAGAAUCUGAAGCAGGGACAGUGCUGCCUUUUUCAAGCCCUCCCUUUUUUUGUGCUGUCUUCCAAGAGUGGAUAGAUGGUUGUGUUUGUUGUGGUGACAGACCGUCUCCCUGUGUUCAGCUCUCAGACUUACAGUGCCAAUGAGAUCGAAAUGGUUCUCAAACAGGAAGAUAACCACACGCUGGAGUGGGUAGAUAUCGACCCGGAGGCUUUCACAGGUAGAAAGGAUUUGUUGUUGUGUCACCAUGGAUACCUUUAUAGCUUUCUAAAAAUCUAAAUUUAACAAUCUGUGCUCAUUUUGUUGCAAGAAAAUGGAGAAUGGGCCAUUAAACACCGACCAGCUAAGAAAGUGAUCAACAAUCAGUACACUAAGGAUGAGCUGGAGUACCAGGAAGUGGUCUUCUUCCUCAUCAUACAGAGGAAACCCCUCUUCUACAUCAUCAACAUCAUCGCUCCCUGUGUGCUCUUCUCCUCCCUCUGUCUCCUCGUCUUCUACCUACCUGCCAAAGGUCUUUAUCCAACUGUAUCUAGAAGCAUUUUUGUACAAAAUCCAUCAGGUGAACUUUACCAAAGUCUGAGAGAAUCAAAGAAAGGAAAAAACUAAUUGAUACAUCGUUUUAAAAGAGAGCUAAGUUAGAGUUAUUUUCUCCAUUCUUCCAUGUGUUUGAAGAGGCAGAGGUUGAGCUCCAUAAGGUCUAAAUAAGCCAUGAAAGUCUGUUUUCAUCUGCACAAAUCCCUCACCACUCUCCUAAAUCUUGGUCUGGCUUUUGCAGCUGGCGGUCAGAAGUGCACCAUGUCUAUAGCUACACUCCUGGGCCAGACUGUGUUUCUCUUUCUUAUCGCUAAGAAGGUUCCAGAGACAUCGAAGGCCGUACCUCUUAUUGGAAAGUAAGAUCAUAUAAUUUCUUUAUUUAAGAUAUAAACCCAGGGAUUUAUAGUUAUUUCCUUAAAAAAACUGUUGAUUAGGAUUCAUAUCUGGACCUCUGACUGCAGGUAUUUGAUGUUUGUGAUGUCAGUGACGACGAUGGUGGUGAUGAACUGUGUGAUUGUCCUCAAUGUCUCCUUGAGAACACCAAACACUCACAUACUGACAGACAAAGUCCGAAAGGUGAGAAAGUUUCCUUAAGAAUGAAUGAAAUGUGAAUGUUGGUCAAUUUGCUGAUAGUUUUAUCUCGUGUCUUCAUCAGAUCCUCCUGAACAUCCUGCCUCAGCUGCUGAGGAUGCAGAUGAAACCCUGGACACCAAACAAUGACCAAACUUCUCAAACCACUGGAAACGGUGACACUGUAGAAAAAAAUGGCAUGUUUCUGGUCCCAUGCAGACGUCGCAGCUCCAUGACUCUGAUCACUAAGUCGGAGGAAUACAUGAUGAAAACAGCUCGCACUGAGCUCAUGUUCGCAAGACUCAAAGAAAGAAACGGGUUAAUAAAAACUGUGCUGGAGAAGCUGCGUAAGUAUUUCAAUCAGUUCAUUUAUGUCAAAAGCAACUAGAAGCGGGUUUUCACCAUGUUACCAUGGAAGUGUCUGGUGUGUUUUACAAACAGAUGACGGGUUAGAAGAGGGCACAGCCGAGCAGCUCAGUGCCAGCCUGGCAUUAGUGUCUCCACAGCUGAGGCAGUGUGUGACCUCCUGCAAACACAUCGCUGAGACUAUGAGACAUCAGAAUGACUUCCAGAAUGUAAGCAGCUGUUUUUCUUCUGCGUUUGAGAUGUGAGUCACAUUAAUGACAAAUGAUAUACCCGAGGUUACAAACCAAACCUGGAAGAAGAAAAAAACAACAGUCAGACACUUAUUUGGCUCAGUUGAAGAAGUGGAUAAUGCAUAUACAAAUAAAGAAUAAAUGAGAUCCUCUUCAUUUUGUCAUCCCCACAGGAGAAUGAGGAGUGGUUCCUGGUUGCCCGGGUGAUUGACAGGGCCUGUUUCAUCGUCAUGGCAUCUGUGUUUUUUAUCGGCACCAUCGGGAUCUUCUUGAUGGGUCACUUUAACCAACCUCCUCUCUCUCCAUUCCCUGGGGACCCAAAGAUGUAUCUCCCUCUCGUGAACAAUCUCACAAAUCUAACCCAUAAUGGGACUGCAGCAGAGUUAGUCGGGUGAACAGGAGUAAAAUCUUCAGGUUUCAUUCUUUGAGGGGAAGCCUGACUCCAAAGAUCAGAGAUCUUCUACUGAUGACUGUGGCACAGAGAAGGUGACAGCUGUGCUUUCUUGAGUGAUCUUUGGACUAUGACAGAAGUGCUUGUCCUGAUAAAGGAUUUGCUGCACGGUGUGAAAACCACAUUUGUUAUAAGAGGGCACAUCUUUGAACCAGGCAGACUUGAUUUCAAGGUUAAGAAUAUUUCACAUCAACAGAAGAGAGAUUUCUAAGGCUCUCUCUGUUAGCAGCUCACUUUUUGCUCCAAGUUCACUGUUGAUUUUUUUAUUUACCAAUUUUAUCUUUAUCUAUAUUUAUCCACUUUGUUGUGGUUACCAUGAUUGAUGAAGCAUCAGAUAAUCACAGUCGUUUUGAGAUAAAGGUAAUCUUGUGAUUUCACACUUUCAAAAAUGUCUUAAUCCUCUUGUGUUCCAUUAAAGCAGGGAUCAAUACAUGAAGAUGUACUGUAUUAUCAUAUGUUUUUAUGGAAAACUUGCAUACAUGACAUUAGGAAAGCUGAAAGGAUGGCAGGUUUUGGAAAAUAUCCGAGCAAGUUUUAUGUUGUUUUUUUGUUUUUGUUUUUUGAUACAAUAGCAUUUUUAAAAUUUUCUCUUUAUUCUGUAUCACUAGCAGUUUAAUUGUUAUAAUUUUAUUCACAUGCUCACUCAGUCAAUUGUUUUUUAUUUUUUUCUUUCAGACUGAACACUGAGUUACCAUGUCUAGAAAAAAGCAAUAAAAUUUGUAUUGAAAAAAAGG